GGGGCGAGAGCGGACGGCGCAGCGGAAGGCGCGGGGUCCCGGCAGACCCGGAGCUCAGGUCCCUCAGGUCGCAGUCCAGCCCGGGGGACGGGCGUGGGGCGACGGGCACGGUCAUGCCUCGCCGGACACUCGUGAAGUACAGAAACGGAGGGAGGGGGUGCGAGUGAGAAGGGCGACCAGAGCCGGAGAUCAGCCCCCGGACGCCUGGAAUUGUUUAGAGUUGCUUCUGAAACAUCGGAAGACCUAGCCAGCCACACGGAGUCUUUCCCACCCUAGCGUUAUUGUGCAAGGCCUGUGUGUGGACCCUGCCUCACCCCAGCCAUGGCCCCAGUCAGUAUCAACGAGCUCCCUGAGAACAUUCUGCUGGAGGUGCUCACGCACAUACCCGCCCGCCAGCUGCUCCUGUGCUGCCGCCUGGUCUGCAGCCUCUGGAGAGACCUCAUCGACCUGGUGACCCUCUGGAAGCGCAAGUGCCUGCGCGAGGGCUUCGUCACCGAGGACUGGGACCAGCCUGUGGCCGACUGGAAGAUCUUCUUCUUUCUGUGCAGUCUCCGCCGGAAUCUCCUACGCAAUCCGUGCGCUGAAGAGAAUAUGACAUCCUGGCAGAUUGACUCCAACGGCGGCGACCACUGGAAGGUGGAGAGCCUCCCCGGAGACCACGGGACGGAUUUUCCUGACUCCAGAGUCAAGAAGUACUUUGUCACAUCUUUUGCGAUGUGCCUCAAGUCCCAGCUGGUGGACCUCAGGGCCGAGGGCUACUGGGAAGAGCUUCUGGACACAUUCCGGCCUGACAUCGUGGUUAAGGACUGGUUCGCCGCCAGGGCAGACUGUGGCUGUACCUACUACAUCCGAGUACAGCUGGUCUCAGCCGACUACAUCGUCCUCGCCUCCUUCGAGCCCCCACCCGUGAUCAUCGACCAAUGGAACGAUGCCAAGUGGACGGAGGUCUCCUACACUUUCUCAGAUUACCCUCCGGGCGUCCGCCACAUCCUCUUCCAGCACGGGGGCAAAGACACCCAGUUCUGGGCAGGCUGGUAUGGGCCCCGCGUCACCAACAGCAGCAUCAUUAUUAGCCCGAAGAUGACCGGGAGCCGGCCCCCUGCGCAGCUCAGCCCGAGACCACAGAGGGAGCUGGGGUCCUCAGACUUCAGGGGACAUCAAGAUCACUAAGGAACGACCAGCAAUGUAGAUUCCCGGUUCCUCCACCCGAGAGGCCAAGCCCAUAGAUCCGAGCUGGACUGGGAGCCCAGGUGAUUUUACAAGCCCACCACACCAAGUCCAAAACUGGUGGGUGAAGACCGCCCCUCCCCGUCCCCCACCCCGCUGUCCUCUCUUGAGAACCACCUCGGAGCUGGCAGCCCCGGGACACGGCUCCAUCCUCCUCCCAGCACGGAGUGCCCAGGCGGGGUCAUGAGAAGCACGUGGCCACACGGUUCACACAACAAAGACCUGCUGUGUGCUAGGCACUGCCGUAAACAAGGUUAAGAGUGAGCUGUCAGCAACACCUCUACCUGCUCAGAACUGUGGCAUCUUGCUUUCAAAGCCUCCCAGCCCCCUCCCUGCACCCCCUCCCAGACGGGUUUCAUCUCACCUUGAU
This is a messenger RNA of Hyaena hyaena (striped hyena), 1597 nucleotides long. RefSeq names its product F-box protein 6 (gene FBXO6). Gene Ontology annotation, biological process: glycoprotein catabolic process; SCF-dependent proteasomal ubiquitin-dependent protein catabolic process. Gene Ontology annotation, molecular function: ubiquitin protein ligase activity; protein binding. The coding region runs from base 322 to 1170 and encodes 282 amino acids. NCBI's taxonomy places the organism in Eukaryota, Metazoa, Chordata, Mammalia, Carnivora, Hyaenidae. The transcript has 9 exons. Gene Ontology annotation, cellular component: SCF ubiquitin ligase complex; endoplasmic reticulum quality control compartment; cytoplasm. The record is from RefSeq and is a predicted model, not a curated record.